Messenger RNA from Haliotis rubra (blacklip abalone), 858 nucleotides. Its product is annotated as proline-rich extensin-like protein EPR1. Lineage: Eukaryota; Metazoa; Mollusca; Gastropoda; Lepetellida; Haliotidae. Bases 1 to 858 code for a protein of 285 amino acids. The record is from RefSeq and is a predicted model, not a curated record. The transcript has a single exon.
AUGAAAGAACAUUCUCAUCAACGUACAUCUUCUCCAGCUGCAACAUCACGUGUAACGGAACUCUCCACUAAUACAGCGUCACGUGACUACAGCUGGGAGACAAACACACCUGCGCACAGUCCUCAUCAAACGCCCUCUCGUUUAGCACCGCCUGAUCCAACGGGGCUGGCCGUUUGCCAAGAACCUGGUCACAAGGAAGAACAGUCAGCAAUGCCUAACACAUCGCCAACGAAGAGAUUACCCUUUCAGCGUACGUCUUCUCCAAUCAGAGCACACCCUUGUCCAGCGGAACCUAUUGCCAGCAUCAAGAAUGAAUCGGAGGGUACUCUGUGGGAGCGUCGUCCUCGCACAUCUUCUCUAUCAGCACCAUCACGCCCAUCGCAUUUGACAAUAAGUAAAUCCACGUAUGAACAAUCAUUCCAUCCCGAAACCUCUUCAACCCCACUCUGCAGCCGUCCCCCGAAACCUCCUCCAAAGGUCUCCCCAGACAAACCACCGCCACGUCCACCAAAACCCCUAAAGCUUCAAUCGACCAGUCAUAAUAUUUCCCCCGAAGGAAAAUCCCCCACGAAUGACGCGCAACCUGCUGAAUGUAGUGAUGAGCCGCCAGCUCUCCCUCCAAGGGGUAGACCACCCAGACAACCGACUGACAAACCACCAGAAAGACCACCAAAGUCAUGGGUCAUGGCUGUGCCCAGAGAGAGUGCCAACCCACCGCCCCUGCCCCCGAGGACACGCCGGUCUCAGUCUGCUGACAGUGUGUUCCGGAAACGGGAGGCAUCCCCAGGGAAGGGGGAACAGAGAAGGCCUGCUUCAGAGGGUGAAAGUCAGAAACUGAUCAUGGAGGUUCUUGUGUGA